Zasmidium cellare ATCC 36951 is the source of this 561-nucleotide messenger RNA. RefSeq lists its product as uncharacterized. The record is from RefSeq and is a predicted model, not a curated record. The coding region runs from base 1 to 561 and encodes 186 amino acids. NCBI's taxonomy places the organism in Eukaryota, Fungi, Ascomycota, Dothideomycetes, Mycosphaerellales, Mycosphaerellaceae. The transcript has a single exon.
AUGGCUACCGGCCUCCUCUUCGUCACAGCCCCGAAUGCAGAUUUCAAAGUUAUUAAUCCUUUUCUUAUCUACGCCCGCGACUGGGAGUUCGGCGAAGAAGACACCUGGGACAAUUUCCACCUCGUUACCUCACGUAACGCCUCAUACUUUAACCAAUUCAAAGACUCUCCCCGGAAUGACCUCGCCACUACUAAGCCAGGAGAUGUCACCGUCGAAAACUUCUCUAAUCAAUGGGCCGGCACUAGUGUCCGGGACAUCGAACAACAUAUCCUCUCCAUAGACGACUCGGAAUCCGACGGCAUCGACAUCUCCGUCUUCCUCGUCAUCGACGAACAAAGCCUGCAGGACAGAACGUGCAUUAUGGCUGAGAGAUACACGUGGAACGACGAUGUCGAUCCUUGGGAACAGAGGCUUAAGGGCGCCCAGAAGAAACACUAUGAUUUUAAUAAGUACAGGGCGCCGUGGGAUGAGACGUACAUAGUUUUUGUGAAUUUGAGUCUUGGUAAUCUGAGGUUUGACGAAUAUGCUAAUGAGGACGAGGGGACGGAUGAGGAGGGGUAG